UAUCAAAACCAAAAAAAAAAAAACAUCCUCUCUCUUUCUGUCUGUCAAAAUUUCCUUCAUUCAUGGCUUUCCUACAAUAUCAUCAUCAAUUUCCACUUCUUUUACUCUUCUUCUUCUUGUUCCUCUCUUUAGCACUUUCUUCACCAAUGUCCAUUCAUGAUCUCCUUAAAUCCAAAGGCUUACCAUCUGGUCUCCUCCCAAAAGAAGUAAAAUCUUACAACUACUCAUCAAGUAAUGGCCUUCUUGAAGUUUAUUUAGAUGGGCCUUGUUUGACAAAACUUGAUACAAUGGCCUUUUAUGAGAGUUAUUUUAAGGCUAAUCUUACUUAUGGUUGUCUUAAUGGUGUUCAUGGACUUUCACAAGAAGAACUUUUUGUGUGGCUACCAGUUAAAGGAAUUGUUGUUGAUGAUAUAAAUUCUGGGAUUAUACUUUUUGAUAUUGGAUUGGCUCAUAAACAACUUUCUCUUUCCCUUUUUGAAGAUCCACCACAUUGUAAUCCAGAUGGGAUUCUGAAAAAGAACACUGGAAGGGACAGAUAUUUGAAGCACAAAGAUAGAAGAGACGCCCUUUGAAUAUUAUCUUGUGACUUAUAUACCUAUAAUAGUGUAGUACAUAGUAGCAAGCUUCAUAUUAUAGGAUAACAAGUAUUUAUCUCUUUAAUUAGAAGUCUCGGGUUUGAGCUCUGUGAAUGAAAUCGAUUUUGAUAAGAA
This is a messenger RNA of Lycium ferocissimum, 710 nucleotides long. RefSeq lists its product as uncharacterized. The transcript has 2 exons. The record is from RefSeq and is a predicted model, not a curated record. Bases 63 to 572 code for a protein of 169 amino acids. NCBI's taxonomy places the organism in Eukaryota, Viridiplantae, Streptophyta, Magnoliopsida, Solanales, Solanaceae.